Messenger RNA from Diceros bicornis minor, 345 nucleotides. RefSeq names its product NADH:ubiquinone oxidoreductase subunit B1 (gene NDUFB1). The coding region runs from base 96 to 272 and encodes 58 amino acids. Gene Ontology annotation, cellular component: mitochondrion. Lineage: Eukaryota; Metazoa; Chordata; Mammalia; Perissodactyla; Rhinocerotidae. The transcript is spliced from 3 exons. The record is from RefSeq and is a predicted model, not a curated record.
UAGGUCCCGAGGCCGCAGCUUCCGCCGGCGCCGGUGGCUGGGUCGCCACUACCCUAGGUCGUGGGGUCGUUGCUGGCACCGAGGCCGCAGCAUUCAUGAUGAACUUAAUUCAGAUUGUGCGUGACCACUGGGUACAUGUACUUGUCCCUGUGGGAUUUGUCCUUGGAUGUUAUCUAGACAGAAAGAAUGAUGAAAAGCUAACUGCCUUCCGGAACAAGAGUGUGUUAUAUAAAAGGGAAUUGAGAACCAAUGAAGAUGUCACCUGGAAGUAAAGGCUGUGGCUAAAUUACAGCAUGUUCACAUUUUUAAAAUUAUGAGAGAAAUAAAAACACAUUCAUUAUUUAA